GACGUCCCCGGAGGUAUAAAAGGCCGGGUGGGAGCCGCCCUCCUGUAGGAGCCGCGGGCAAGGAGGCGACGAAGAAACUUGUUAGAACUUAACCGGAAAGGAGGAGUUGAGAUUACAGACAUCUGCCAAAAAUGAUUUCUUCAAAGCCCCAAAUUGUCAUACCUUAUGGCCUCAGGAACCUGCUCGAGGGAAUUAGCAGAGCCGUCCUCAAAACCAGCCCGCAAAACGUCACCCAGUUUGUAGCAGUUUAUUUUGAAGAACUUAUUCUGUUUAGAAAAGGGAAUGCUUCUCUGGAUAUAAAAGAUCUGGUUAAGCAGUUUCAGCAGGUUAAAGUUGAGAAGUGGUCAAAAGGAACGACACAAGAGAAGAUAUCCAAAAGUGUAAAAGAACCAACAGAAAUACCUACCGCUUCCCAAGAACCUACACGGAUGGAAAAAUCUACAGACACAGAGGAGGACAAUAUAGCUGGACCACUGGUUAGCAACAAAACCACUCAGUGCCCAUCAGCUCAUGCUGAGCGGCUCACAGAGCCUGAGGAGACAUCCGAAGCAGUCUGCGGGCCUUCAAAACCAUCCACGCCUAAGACCACUACCGCACCCUCAUCGCCAUGUCAAGCAGCUGUCUCCUCAGAGUUGGCCUAUGUCCCAGCUGACCCAGCUCAGUUUGCUGCUCAGAUGUUAGCAAUAGCAACAAGCGAAGCAGGACAAGCACCACCAUAUUUUAACAUGUGGACCCUUUAUUGUCUAACUGAUAUGAAUCAACAAAAUCGCCCAUCACCACCACCUGCUACUGGGCCUUUCCCCCAAGCAACCCUCUAUUUACCUAAUUCUAAGGAUCCACAGUUUCUGGAGCAUCCACCGAAAGUUACUCCUCCAACUUAUGUGAUGAUGGACAACAGCAAGAAGACCGGGGCCCCACUUUUUAUUCUAGUAGGCUCAAAUGUUCAGGAAGUGCAGGACUGGAAACCUCUUCCUGGACAUGCUGUGGUCUCCCAGGCAGAUCCCUUGAAGAGAUAUGCUACAGUCCAAGUACCCAUUGUGGUUCCUGCAGAUCAGAAAUUCCAGAAAUACCCCCCAAACCCCCGGAAUGCUAAUCCUCCUACAAGUGGACAAGAUGUCCCCAGGCCACAAAGCCCAGCUUUUCUUUCUGCUGCUUUCCCAGUAGAGGGUGUAGCCAAAAAGGGUUCAGGAUCUGGUGACAAACAUAUCCCCUUUGGGAGUUAUGGUAUUGCUGGAGAAAUAACCUUGACUACUGCCCAUGUUCGCACAGCAGAAACUUAAAACUGGCAGGUAAAUUUCCCUACCAUAAUAUGUGGCAGUUUUCAGCAUUGUGAUUUGUUGACCUGGAGACUGAGAUAUUUAAAAUUUAAAUUGAAUUGAGAUACGCAAUGAGUUUGGGUGUCCUCUAAUUUGAUGAGAUUAUUGUCUCCAGCUUCCUUACCGC
Messenger RNA from Rhinolophus ferrumequinum (greater horseshoe bat), 1443 nucleotides. RefSeq lists its product as uncharacterized. Gene Ontology annotation, molecular function: calcium ion binding. The record is from RefSeq and is a predicted model, not a curated record. Bases 132 to 1280 code for a protein of 382 amino acids. Gene Ontology annotation, cellular component: sperm fibrous sheath; cytoplasm. NCBI's taxonomy places the organism in Eukaryota, Metazoa, Chordata, Mammalia, Chiroptera, Rhinolophidae. The transcript is spliced from 5 exons. Gene Ontology annotation, biological process: sperm capacitation.